UCAUUUUCCAUCUCUCAAAAGUCAAACGUGCAUUGUAUUUGAUGUCUCUGUUUCUUUGCCAAUUUUUGUUUCUUCAUUUUGUGUCAUGAUGAAAUGGAAGUCAUAUAUGUUACUAAAAAUGUCAAGGUCACUCACAAGGUAAGGAUUAAUUUGCCGCAAUUUAAGGAGACUGUGGGGGCAUAGUGUUUUACAAACACAACUCUAUCAGAUUUUUUUCGUGUACUGAUAAAAUAACUGCUACUUUCAAUUGAUUCGAUAUCCAAGAGAGAGAAAAACAUGAUCACAAAUGAGAGAUAUUUCUCUUUCUUCACAGAUACUGAUGAAUGUUUAAGCUCGCCCUGUGUACACGGGACAUGUACUGACGCCAUUAACAGUUUCUCUUGUUUCUGUGAGGCAGGAUACACGGGUUCUCUGUGUGAGAAAGAUAUUGGUGAUUGCGUGGGAUUUCCGUGUCAGAAUGGUACAUGUUUGGAUUUUAUUAAUAAUUACACGUGUACUUGUGAUGAUGGAUAUGCCGGCUAUAACUGUGAUAUAGAUAUUGAUGAAUGUUUAAGCUCGCCUUGUGUACACGGGACAUGUAGUGACGCCAUUAACAGUUUCUCUUGUUUCUGUGAGACAGGAUACACGGGUUUUCUGUGUGAGAAAGGUAAAUAAAAACUAACAUCUGAAGGGCGACAUCGCCAUUCAGCGA
Molecule: messenger RNA, 691 nt
Organism: Ostrea edulis (European flat oyster)
Lineage: Eukaryota; Metazoa; Mollusca; Bivalvia; Ostreida; Ostreidae
Product: fibropellin-3-like
Exons: 3
Coding region: 277-654 (125 amino acids)
Molecular function (GO): calcium ion binding
Source: RefSeq, a predicted model, not a curated record